AUGCGGCUUUUUCCCGUUCGACGUUCAGCCCUUGCCCUUCGAGCAGCUUCGCCGGCGUUCACCGCCCGUCAUCACCACCUCCGAGAACAACACCAGUCCGACCGAUUCUCCGGCCAGCCUCCGCCGUGCAGCCCCGCCGUUUGCGCGUCCUCCCUGUCCGCCAACAACCCUACUCAGCCGCGAUGCAGCAGCGAGUCCCCGACCAACCCACCCCCACGCCGUUACUCCUCUCAGCCGCCUCCGCCGUUUCUCUGCAACGAACCCGCCGGCACUCGCAUAGACGCGAAUCGCCGUCGCCCAGGAGUCCCGUCCUCCAGCCUUGUGAACAGCGCCGAAAAUCUGAAAAUCAGUGGCGAACCUGGGAGUUCAGGUCGAGAAGACGGUGAUUGA
Molecule: messenger RNA, 390 nt
Organism: Striga asiatica
Lineage: Eukaryota; Viridiplantae; Streptophyta; Magnoliopsida; Lamiales; Orobanchaceae
Source: the annotation of a GenBank genome assembly